UUUCCAUUUAGAUGUAGCUUGAAUUUUCGAAACCUAAUAACAAGGCAUAUCAUUAGGAGAUAAUACCUGUCAUUUCUAUCAUUUUAUCAGUUUGCUCUAACUAAUAUAGCCUUGAUGCCUGCCAACACCUCUCUCUAUAUCUCUCUCCAUAUGCAUCUUUUGUAUGCAUCCCAUCCGAUCCAAAGUCCAUUCAUGGGAGAUUUCUCACCUUCGACCGAGGAAUCUCAGUCCUUGACGUCUCCGAAAGCUAAUUCGAAUGUGAUCCCGCGUGCUCAGCCGAUCUCCCUCGUCCAACCAUCGCGAAAGAACGACAAAGAUAAAUCCAAAGUGGUCCGUGCUUUCCGAUCCGUGAUCCGUGCGUUUCCGAUCAUCAACCCUAGAUGCCAGUGCACCGCAUGCCCCACUGCCGGCGUGUCGACCGAGUCGAAAAUCAAUUCGAGUACUCGAGUGACGGGGACUUUGUUUGGGUUCCAUAAAGGUAAGGUGUCACUUUCUUUGCAGGAGAACCCUAAGUGCCUGCCUUGGUUAGUUGUGGAGUUAGCUUUGCAGACCAAUGUGCUACAGAAGGAAUUGAGUAGUGGGAUGGUUAGGAUCGUCCUCGAAUGCGAAAAGAAAGCCGAUAAGGACAAGAUAAUGUUGCUCGACGAGCCUUUGUGGAUGAUGUAUUGCAACGGGAAGAAAACCGGGUACGGCGUGAGGCGAGAGGCGACGGGGGAUGAUUUGAACGUGAUGGAGCUCCUCAAGGCUGUUUCAAUGGGAGCUGGGGCUUUGCCGGGGAACACCGAAACCGAAGGUCCUGACGGGGAGUUAGCCUACAUGCGGGCUUUCUUCGAACGAGUCAUCGGUUCAAAGGAUUCGCAGACGUAUUACAUGGUGAGUCCCGAUACGAGAAACGGGCCCGAGCUCAGUAUAUUUCUUGUGAGGCUCUGAGUUUAACAUGGUUCAUCAAAGGAGUUUGAUAUAGAGAGUGGUGAUUGGCAUAGAUUAUGGGCUCCAAUUGAUUCAAGAUUGGAGAUGCUCUGUAAUGAAUAUACAUCCCCAUGGUUUUAAGGUAUUCUAAGGUUCCACCUAGGCAGC
Hibiscus syriacus is the source of this 1077-nucleotide messenger RNA. Its product is annotated as protein MIZU-KUSSEI 1-like. The coding region runs from base 115 to 930 and encodes 271 amino acids. The transcript has a single exon. The record is from RefSeq and is a predicted model, not a curated record. Lineage: Eukaryota; Viridiplantae; Streptophyta; Magnoliopsida; Malvales; Malvaceae. Gene Ontology annotation, biological process: hydrotropism.